AUGCUCCUACUACUAUUACGAUUAGUGGUCACGUUCGAUAGUGGUGGAUCCAUUGCCACUGUUAGCGCACUGAUGGCAGAUUUCUUUGACUACCCUCCCGGCUACGUUCCUGGAAAGGGUUUCGAAGACUAUCCUCACAAAGAGAAAGAAGAGACUGACGACAAUGUCAGCAGCGUUCAACAACAGCAACAGCAAGUCCCCAGCACCAGCGGCCCCGUGACCGUGCCCCUGACCCAGCUCUCCCCCACCCGUCAGCAGUGGAUCGACUGCCCCGGCUGCAGCCGGCCGACUCGGACCAGCGUCGAGGGGAGAUCCGAGGGCAGGAAGCUGUUCAUGAAUGUCUUCUGGUGGCCCCUGCCGAACCGCAAGCACUGGUGGGAGAAGACGCACUGGUACUGCUCCGGGUGCAGGACCGAGGUGGCUGUGCAGAAGCGUGGAGAGGAUCUACGGAUUCUUAUCUAA
This is a messenger RNA of Geosmithia morbida, 462 nucleotides long. RefSeq lists its product as uncharacterized. The transcript is spliced from 3 exons. Bases 1 to 462 code for a protein of 153 amino acids. NCBI's taxonomy places the organism in Eukaryota, Fungi, Ascomycota, Sordariomycetes, Hypocreales, Bionectriaceae. The record is from RefSeq and is a predicted model, not a curated record.